AUGAGUGCCAAAAAGAAAUAUCCCAAAGACGCUACAACACCAAUCACUGAACUCCGAAAUGAGCUUACAAUUGACAUCGAUGUUGGCACUGCAACUGACAUUGCAAGAACUCUUCGCCAAUGCGACGCACAGAUAUUCUUAGGCUGGAAAGACUUUCCAAGUGUCCUUGACGAGAACACCAUCGAAGCGAUGGAUAAAGUAGCAGAGAAAGCAAAGGAGAUUUUACGAGACAGCAGUGGAGACAAAGCCAUAGUUAUCAGCGGUUGUGGUACAUCUGGAAGGCUUGCCUAUUUUCUGGCUCAUAAAUUUUCCCAGCUAGCCGAAGCUCAGCAGAUCUCAGCGUGUUACGAUUAUCUUAUCGCAGGGGGAGACAUUGCCCUGUUUACAUCACAAGAAGCGCCAGAAGAUGACUGGAAAAGAGGCGAAGAAGAUUUAAUACACUUGUCUCGCAGUAAAAAACAAGUACUAUUUAUCGGUAUAACAUGUGGUCUUUCUGCACCUUAUGUUGCUGGACAGUUAGACCACUGCAUGAGACACCGUGAUACCUUCAUUCCUGUUCUUUUGGGAUUCAAUCCUGUACAUCAGGCAAGGAAAAACCCAAUAGAACAAUGGGAUAAGUCAUUUUUUGAUGUUGCUAAUGCGUUAGAAGGUGAGGAGAUUUCCGCCAUGGUUUUAAAUGGUACUGCCUAAAAAAUCUUAUCCUCUAGCUCUCCUUCUGAACGCCUUAAAACAGUUGAAGAAACUACAUUUACCUUGUAAACUGAAGCAAUGCAUUCACCUUGUCAAUUUUUAGCUCACACAAUGUAGUAUUGCACUGCCAAGGCAUUGUACUUGUGUUGUGGAGUUUAUAGGCUUCACCCUCUACACCCUAACAUCAAUAUGCAUAUUCUCCAUACUGUUCUCUCUACAUUUUCUAAGACACUGAUGUGGAGAAUUUGUUUAAAAAUUAAUAGCUGCUUUUGUUGGUGAUCCUUUCCUUUAUUUUUGUGACCUUCAUGUUUGAUUCAGGAAUGAUAUUGUAGGGAUAACUUAGAUGCCAGUCACUCUUAGUUUCAAAGAGUUAAACUGAAAUGUGAAGGAUUGUAUACUUCUCCCAAACUGAACUUUAUUUACUAAAACACAUCAAGACAAAAAUGUCUACAGCUCUUUUGGACAACUAGUUAGUCCUGUUGUGUUAUAGUAUUGAUCAAAUUUGCUCAUUGUGUUCACAGACUAUGGCAAAGGAAUCAUUCUUAAUCCAGUUGUUGGCCCAGAGGCUAUUACAGGGUCCUCACGUAUGAAGGGAGGAAGUGCCACCAAGAUACUUUUGGAGUCUAUUUUACUUAAAGCACAUGCCUCUAUAUCCCAGCCAAGAUCAGUGCUUAACAGACUGACUGAAAUUCUCCUGAUGUAUGAGAACAUGUACAGAAGAACUUACUUGAGUUGUUCCAGCAUUGCUUGUGCCAUUGAGCUGGCUGCUAAGAGCCUCAAGUCUAAUGGCCAUGUAUUCUAUAUUGGAUGGGGAUUAAAAGGAUUUAUGGGUCUUUUGGAUGCCUCUGAGUGUGUCCCUACAUUUAGUGCUAACUUUGAUGAUGUGAGAGGCUUCAUAGAGGAAGGGUACAGUACUCUUAACAACAGGGAAGGAGAGCUAAUGCUUACUGAAUCCAAAAAGCUUUGUAUUUCAUUGGAGGAUUUUCAAAGCAAUUUUUUGCCUGAACUAACUUUACAUGACACAGUAGUAUUUAUUUUGCCUGACAACAAGGUCGUUCAGGAAGUUACCCAAUUGAUCCAUCUGAUCAAAGAGAAAGGCACACAGUUAAUUGGCAUUAUUUUUCAGAAAGAAAGUGAAUUAAGUAACCUUUUCAAGAGUUGCAUUCAUGUGGAGGGAAAUCAUUCAUCAGGAUGCAUCAAUGAAGAGGGUCCAUCAACUCCAAUAUUACUCACUGAUUUUUUAAACCAGUGUCUUCAGGAGAUUUCUAUCAAGUGGAUUCUUAAUGCAAUUUCAACAGGAGCCCAUGUGUUGAAAGGCAAGGUCAUAAGAGGUCUCAUGAUUGAUGUAAAAGUUAGUAACAACAAGUUGUUCCAUCGAGCCAUAUCUAUAGUUUCUACUUUUGCCAGAGUCGAUCAGAAAUGUGCUUUGCAUGCUGUUCUCAAGGCAAUAUACAGAAGAGAUUCCAUUGAUGAUGUUCUCAAUCUACAGAUUUCUGAGCAUGUAGCCAGAGGAACUGUAAUGGAUCAAGUGGUACCAGUGGCAGUGCUAAUAGCUACAGACAAGUUCAGUAUUGCAUCUGCCAUGGAGGUUCUGAGGACAAGUACUGUUUCCCAUAUUCUUAAAAGUCUUGGACUUGUAGAGUAA
Pocillopora meandrina is the source of this 2335-nucleotide messenger RNA. The record is from the annotation of a GenBank genome assembly. Lineage: Eukaryota; Metazoa; Cnidaria; Anthozoa; Scleractinia; Pocilloporidae.